CGACUGGCAACGACGACCAAGCACUAAGACUAGACACCUUGACUGACGACAGACUUAGACCCGCGGAAAACAGAACCCAAGUGUAAUAGGCUGACUAUACUCUCAUCCUGCACACGAUGAAGUCCAUCCACGCCUUUGCUACACUCGCCGCGCUUGUGUCAGGUGCAUUCGCCGCCAACUUCACGCUCGUGCAAGAGUACUCUGAUACGGGCUUCUUCGACUCAUGGACCUUCUACGGCAACUAUGACAACUUGACGAACGGUGACGUUACCUACGUGAAUCAGACGAACGCGACGGGCCUCGCGUACGUCGAUUCCUCGGGGCACGCCAUCAUCAAAGUCGACAACACGUCCUUCGUGCCGUACAACGACAAGCGCAACAGCGUGCGGAUCACGACCAAUGACUACUUCGAGGUCGGUACUGUUUGGGUCAUCGACGCGCUGCACCUUCCAUUCGGCUGCUCCGUCUGGCCAAGCAUCUGGACCAAGGGCAACAACUGGCCCUCGAACGGCGAGAUCGACAUCAUUGAGGGCGUCAACCUCAUGACCUACAACCAGAUGGCGCUCCACACCGAGCCCGGCUGCCUUGCCGCGAACGGCACGGACGAGACUGGCCAGCAGGGCGGCGGCGACUGCAGCGUCCCCGCGGGAUGCACCGUCAUCGAGAACACGCCGAACAACUAUGGGCAGGCGUUCGCAGACAACGGCGGAGGCGUCUGGGCGACACAAUUUGAUGUCACGGGAAUCUACAUCUGGUUCUGGGGACGCGCGAACAUCCCUCCGUCGAUCACCACCGCGACGGACUCGAUCGAUAUCUCGAGCUGGGGCUCGCCGUCUGCAGCAUGGCCCGCGACCUCCUGCAACAUCCCUCAAUUCUUCGGUGCUCAGCAGCUCGUCAUCGAUAUCACGCUUUGCGGCGACUGGGCUGGCGUCCCAUCAGUCUACGCUGCGACAUGCGGCGACGCCUCCACAGGCGCCUGCUACCUCGACAACGUGAUCAACAACGGCACGGCACAGUACGCGAACGCGUACUUCGAGCUCAACUACAUCCGCGCGUUCGCCAUCAACAGCACCGUCGUCGUCAAUGCAGACGGCAGCCCCGCCUCCUCCGGCGCCGGCACGCCCUCCUCAACCGCGAGUACGUCUGGCGCUAGUACGAGCGGCGGCGCGGACGCGGCAGGUGGCAAGAACUCCGGUGCUGCUGCGCUCGCACGCAGUCCUGCGGUGUGGGUCGCGGUGGCGGCCGGUGCUGUUGGUGCGCUGGGCGCGAUGGCGCUAUGAUGUCUCUUGGGGCGAAGAAAACACUGUUUUAUUUACAUUGGUUCGCGUUUUGACUUGUAGUCAAUUGUAUACUUGUAUAGACGUGUAAGAUAAUCUUCGGUUGUAAUGGACUCGGACGCUGUAUCGCGCCACUCUGUCUUGUCUUGUCCGUAUUUUUGACGCUUCGUAGAGUAGCAAAUUGCACGAUCUGCG
Messenger RNA from Phanerochaete carnosa HHB-10118-sp, 1472 nucleotides. RefSeq names its product glycoside hydrolase family 16 protein. Bases 117 to 1280 code for a protein of 387 amino acids. The transcript is spliced from 5 exons. Gene Ontology annotation, biological process: glucan catabolic process. NCBI's taxonomy places the organism in Eukaryota, Fungi, Basidiomycota, Agaricomycetes, Polyporales, Phanerochaetaceae. The record is from RefSeq and is a predicted model, not a curated record. Gene Ontology annotation, molecular function: hydrolase activity, hydrolyzing O-glycosyl compounds.